Messenger RNA from Paramecium pentaurelia, 464 nucleotides. The record is from the annotation of a GenBank genome assembly. NCBI's taxonomy places the organism in Eukaryota, Ciliophora, Oligohymenophorea, Peniculida, Parameciidae.
AUGGAUUUGAUCAUUCCUUAUUUAUUUUUGAAUAUUAAAACAUUUCAACUUUAAUACUAUAAUUAUUUUGUAGAUAUGCAAUUAAUAAAUUUCUUUUAAAAAGUUUUAUCUCUGAUAUAGAUUGACACAAUAAUAGAAUAAUUAUGGGCUGCAAAAUGUUUAUAUAAUCAUAUUAUUUCAGUUUGACAUUAAUUUUCAGAUAAGGAAAUCUGUGAUUUAUAUAGAAAUUUAUUGAAUCUUUUGAAGUUAUUAUGUAAACUAUAAAUUUAAAAGAAGAUUGCUGAAAACCCUAUAAUACCUAACUUUAAGGAGAAUUAAAUUUUUUCAGAGGUGAAAACAAAAUGCAGACAGUAUAUAAUAUUUAAUAAUAAUUUAGUUAUAAAAUUUGUAAAAUACAUAAGUAUUAAUAUAAUUAUGAAGGUUUUUGUUAAGAUAAAACAGAAAAAAGUGGAAUCUAUGUUUGA